Messenger RNA from Aedes albopictus (Asian tiger mosquito), 1485 nucleotides. Its product is annotated as methionine synthase reductase-like. The record is from RefSeq and is a predicted model, not a curated record. The transcript has 3 exons. Gene Ontology annotation, biological process: homocysteine metabolic process. NCBI's taxonomy places the organism in Eukaryota, Metazoa, Arthropoda, Insecta, Diptera, Culicidae. Gene Ontology annotation, cellular component: cytosol. The coding region runs from base 76 to 1428 and encodes 450 amino acids. Gene Ontology annotation, molecular function: flavin adenine dinucleotide binding; FMN binding; [methionine synthase] reductase (NADPH) activity.
UUUUGGUUUGAUUUGUUGAUCGGGCAAAUUUGUGAACAACGUGUUGUUCUUUACUUAAAUAUUUUAAGUUUUACCAUGUCCUUGAACGACAUUCUUAAGCGGUAUUCCAAUGUCGCGAUAAAACUACCACCGGCUCCUCUGUCAUUUAUCAAAACAUUGGAAAUAAACGAUAACCAGGAAUCACUAAAUGAAUCAAACCAUUUGCAAAUAAAUUGUAGUCAACCUUUUGAAGCAACUAAGGUAUACGAAUAUGCAAUUGAUGACUACCGCAUUCUUGCUCAUGGUGAAGAUAUCAAAUCCGUGUACGAUUUGACGUUGACGACAAAAGCCCAAAUCGACCAUUUGUACGAGCCAGGGGACACCGUGGGAAUAUUGACAAGCAAUUUCGACAGCGACGUGAAUGAUUUACUGAAACACUUGGAAUUGGAGUCGUCGGGCAGUUUGAGCUUACGAGUUACUGUAGAUCCUUCAACAAAGAAAAAAGCAGCAAAACUUCCACCACACGUGCCAUCCACGAUACAGAUCACAAAACUGUUCAAAGAAUGCCUGGAUCUGAGAGCGAUUCCCAAAAAGCUAUUCCUUCGAGCUCUGCUGGACCACACCACUGAUGAUGCAGAAAAGCAAUUCAUCUCUUUGCUCUGCAGUAAAGAUGGUCACGCUUACGAUGACAUCAUCCUAGAGCCCAGGAUGGGCCUCGUCGCGUUGAUCAAGCAUAUCCCUAGCUGCAAACCACCCUUAUCUGUUUUGAUCGAACACCUACCAAGGCUGAUGCCUCGACCAUAUUCCAUCGCAAAUUAUCACGACGGUCCAGGCCAAGUGGGCAGCUUGAGAAUAAUUUUCUCACUGAACGAGGAAUCACCAGGAUUGACAACGACAAUGUUGAAGGAGCACUGCAUAAGCAAAAAUCCAGUAUUUCUGUAUUUUCGGAAAUCGACGCGGUUUGCCUACGCAGACGAGGAUAUGAAAAGUGACGUGGUUAUGAUUGGAGCUGGUACAGGAGUAGCUCCAUAUCUAAGUUUCUUGGAGAAACGACGCAAAUCGUCGAAUCCUAGCUCGCUGGGUAACGCAUGGCUUUUCGCAGGAUUUCGAUAUGAACAUUCCAGCUAUAUUUGCCGCGAAGAACUGGAACGAUACACUCGAGAUUUAGUUUUGAACAAUCUCUCUGUGGCCUUUUCGCGGGACAGAGAGACCAAAUUCCCACAUGUUCAGGAUCUGCUGGAAGACAAUAAGGAAGCAUUAGUGCGGCUGCUCUGCGAAUCCAGUUGUAAGUUUUACGUCUGUGGUGAUGGCAAGCUGAUGUUGCCUCAAAUAGAACGUAAGUUCGCAGAGAUAAUCAGCACCGUACAGGGCAUAGGUCAAGGAGAGGCGGAAGAGUUUCUUGGAGAACUGAAAAAGCCUGACAGAUAUGUGGAAGAUAUUUGGUUGUGAGUUGAGUACAUGUAUUUAGUUGAAAGAAAUAUAAUUGAUAUACAUAUGUAUACAGGA